UAUAGGUACGCGCGUACAUGUCAUACGUAUCGUCUCCGGAAAACGUUCCAUUUUCCGUUUCUAUCGCCUGUGUCGCAGAACCAGAACCACGAAAUUGCGUAUAUAUAUUGUGUGUACUAUAUUCUUCAUCACGUCGUGUAAUCUGCCUAAUGUGUUAAUAUUGUCGUAACGCCGCACAUCAAUAGUUGUCCACGCCAAUCUUCCCACGGAAUAUACAAAAUAACCCAAGAGGAUUUUCAACUAGAGCAGAUGAUGAGGAUGAACAGUUCUUCCAUCGGUUCUGUUGGGACCAAAAGCCUAACCAAGAACUAAUACCUAGGGUGAGAUUGAAGACACCGUAUAGAACACCACCACUUCUUACUAUAAGCCGUAUGCUGAAAGAGUUGGAAAACGAAACAAAGAAGAAAAAAAUGGAAGUAGUUCCAAGGUGUAGAGCUAGAUCAGCAUCAACAUCACGGCCAAAGCUCAGACAAUAUAUACCAAAUGAGAAUGCUCCAUUGGCAAAACGUUUCAGCCGUGUCGGUCAAGGUAAUCGAUGUACAAGCCGAUAUGAAAUUUAUAACUCAACUACUAGACCAUUUGGGAAAAGUUACCGAGAGAUGAUAACUUCAUCUGAUGUUAAAAUAAAUCAAGAAUCGACUGAUACCAACGAAAGUAGUACAGAGUCAACUCAAAGUGCAUAUGUAACUUGUAGUUCAGAAGUUGAAACAUUAAAUAUAACUGGAUUUCAAUGUGUAGAUGAGAAUGCUACUAAGCAUCAAGUCACUUUACAAACUACAAUAGGUGAAGAUAUAACAGAAGCAAGAAAUUAUAAUGUUAAGUCUAAUGAAAAUGCUAAGGUAAUUGAAGAAAAAUUCAAAUCAACUGAAAUAGUGAAAAAAGCAGACGAAAAACGUUUAAUGUACAAAAUGCCAACCACAUCUAAUUGGAAAACUUAUCAAGAGGAGCAGCUGACUUAUGAACCAGAAAAUCAACAAAUCCACAAGGAAGUGGUUACCAGGUCUAGAAGUUUAUAUAAUCUGCAAGAUGAACCUGUUGAGAUAUUAUUAAACAAGCCACCAACAUUAAUAAAAGCAACAUCAGAAAACCAUUUGUUUAAAAAUAACAUAAAACAAAAACCAGUAAUAAUACAAACAACCCCCUCCAAAAAAUAUAGCAGUACUGUMAAUUUAACUCUUGAAAAAGAUUCCACAAAAUCCAACAAAAACAUAAAAUAUAAAUCUCAAUCUGAUUUAUGUGCAGAUAUUGAAGAACCGAAAAAACUUGAAAGACCUAAAUCAAUGGACUUCCUUAUCCAUAAAGAAAAUAAAUCACAYGCAGAUACAUUGAAAAAACAUUUUUAUUAUCACCCACUUAAGCCAAAUAAAAAACUCAAUGAUAAUGAACUACCAGAUCCAGAUAAAGUACUAAGUACAAGACAAUUAUUUCAAAAAGAAUUGAAAAUACCAUUACCGCCGAGCAUGAAUAAUCAAAAUCCAAAAACAGGACCAAGGCCAACGCAAGAAAUACGAGUUAUUCCAGAAACAUAUAAACCAAAACUUAAAAAAUGUGUGUCUGUUGAUAUGGGGACAAGUAUACAUAAUAGAUGGACAGAUAGUGGAAGCAUAUCGUCAGGAGUUGGGAGUGAAGCGAGCUUUGACACAGAAUCAUCUGAGACAAAUCAUCGAGCAGACGGGUACAGUAGUGACGACGAAGAUUACAUAACAGACAAAACAACCGUAGAAAUAGUUGGAAGACCAGUAUCAGCUGAAAUACUUAACAAAAUCAGAAAAUUUGGUACAAGCGUAACUUAUUAUGGUGGUAAGGUAAUAUCCAGCACCAGAGGAGUUGUAUGUAGUCCUAUGACAAUGACCAUUAUGGAUGAAAUAAGACAUCAAAAAGAAGAAAAUGUAAAGCUUAGACUAGUAAAAAGUAAUAGUUGUGGAAGUAGAAUUGAAUUGAUAGAAGAGUCCAAACGAGGUGAAAAACAAGUAGAAGCAAUACAAGAAGAAGAAGAAGAAGAAGAAGAUGAAGAACAACGAGGAACAUCAAGUCCACAAAUAACAGAUGACAAUUUAUCAAAGCUUUCAAGUGCAUCUUCUGACGAUAUGUCAUGGAAAGCUUUAGUAGUAAUUCGAAAGAAAAUGAGUACCAUACCAGUAUUUGACAUGGAAUUUGAAGAGUUUGAAGUAUUAGAUGACAAAAAUAACUAAAACUUUAAUGAUCGAUUUCCUCAAAAAAUUCUUUGAAUUUUAUUAUUAUCAUUUGAAUAUAAUACACUUUAUAAUUAUAGCUAUAAUAUUAAUGAUCAGAUAUUACUUGUAUAAAAACCGUUCUAUUUUGAUCAAAUUGCCAAAAUUAUUGAAAUUAUWA
Molecule: messenger RNA, 2352 nt
Organism: Diuraphis noxia (Russian wheat aphid)
Lineage: Eukaryota; Metazoa; Arthropoda; Insecta; Hemiptera; Aphididae
Gene: jv
Product: javelin
Source: RefSeq, a predicted model, not a curated record